UUUUUGACUGUCAUCGACCUCGGCGGUGUGCCGAGCGAGCUGACGGGCUCGUCCAGCCACCCACCAGAGGCAACCCCCUCGUCCUCUACGUGUCUCGGCUGUGGUCUCAAGCGUCAGGAGGUGGACGUCAACUCAACUCGGGCGACAACCUUCACCCACCAACUCGCCUGGCCAUGUCACCGCCAGACCUAUAGGCAGCAGACAAGAGCGGGGGUGGCGGCGCCUGGAGACCGAGGAGAUGGAGGAGGAGGAAGAGGAGGGGACGAGAGGCAUGCGCUGCUCUCUUGUGCCACCGUAACGCGGUUGGCGAAGAGCCUGCGGAUGCCGCUGCCGGCCGUCGUGUUCGCCCAAUCGCCCGAGGGCCCUGGCACCGCCCCCUGUGCCACCGGAACCUCCGGCGAGACGGGGCCGGCGGAGGAGGAGGAGACGGGAUGGGACCGAGUGCGAGACGUCUUCCAUGUGCAGUACCCGUACCCGGAGGAGCUGGGAUUGCUGAUAGUGGGCACCACCGUGGGCUUGUUCGGCGGCUUUUUGGGGAGCGGAGUCCCGGCGGCCCAACUCGCGCGCGAGCGCUUCAUGGAGCGCAGAUACGGCGAGGUCUACUCACACCGCAUCGAGGCCGUGCGCGCCAUUCACAACGUGGCAAUCAAAGCGUUCAUCCGUGCAGGUGUCCCCAUGGCGCUGAGGGUCGGCUUCUUCAUGACCAUCUUCAAUGGCAUUGGAAUCGGCCUUGGCGCUUACCGAGGAAAAGGCACCGUGGGGAAUUACAUCACGGGCGGAGCACUCGCCGGAGGCAUCAUGCGGCUGUCCCUUGGACCCCGAGGCUUUGUGGGAGGAGCCUUCAUCGGAUCCUUGCUGGGGCUGCCAGUCGGCGUGCUGAUGCGCGCGACCCAGUUGCUGAGCAACGAGACGCCGCUAGAGAAGCGUCUCCGCCUGCGCAGAGAGAAGCGGGAGAGGGUGGAGCGUGACAGGGAUGAGCGACAGUGGGCGACGGAGAAGCUGCUCACCCACAUGGAGAGCAGUGGCACGGGCGAGGAUGACUUGCACCAGAUCAACGAGAUCCUCGCUCGCCCGCCAAACCCCGGCGCGCUGGUGGUACGAGCGGAGACGGCGCACGAGGAGGGACGGGCACGGGAAACCCUGGAGGGAGAAAUGCAUUCGUGCACAAGCACGUAGACAAAGAUUCCACCUAUAGCCUUUCACAGGCCGUCGUGGCAAGUGCUGCUAACGAGCACUUAUUAAGGCCGGCACAGCGAACAAGGUGGUGGUCUGGCCAGAACCACACAGGCCUGGCCACCAUCGCCUCUCGCAGUGCUGGGGUGUUCUAUACACCGCAGCAGCAAGUGGGGGAAGGGGGGUUAGAGGGGUAGGCCCAGGACCGGUUCAGAUAUUCAUCACCGACGGUGCCUGCGAGCGGGAAAUCGAACUCGGGAAUCGCCGCUUUCGUCGCGCACGGCGCGGCCAAACCGCUGUGGGCGGGAGCGAACUUUGACCUUGAUGUAGACACUGGCACCGCAAGCUGGCGGAAGCGGUGCUGAGUGACACUGGCAAUGAACCGCCGCUCCUCCGUGGGAACUUGCUCGUAGCGAAUUGCACGCUGAUCCCCAUGGGGGUGUGGGGUGGGGU
Petromyzon marinus (sea lamprey) is the source of this 1626-nucleotide messenger RNA. RefSeq names its product translocase of inner mitochondrial membrane domain containing 1 (gene TIMMDC1). Gene Ontology annotation, biological process: mitochondrial respiratory chain complex I assembly. Lineage: Eukaryota; Metazoa; Chordata; Hyperoartia; Petromyzontiformes; Petromyzontidae. The record is from RefSeq and is a predicted model, not a curated record. Gene Ontology annotation, cellular component: mitochondrion.